Penicillium nucicola is the source of this 1515-nucleotide messenger RNA. Its product is annotated as OSTA/TMEM184 family protein. The transcript is spliced from 6 exons. Gene Ontology annotation, molecular function: transporter activity. Gene Ontology annotation, biological process: transport. Lineage: Eukaryota; Fungi; Ascomycota; Eurotiomycetes; Eurotiales; Aspergillaceae. The record is from RefSeq and is a predicted model, not a curated record. The coding region runs from base 1 to 1515 and encodes 504 amino acids.
AUGGGCUGGACAGUGUGCAACACUACUCUAGAGACUCAGAACAUCGAGGAGGUCGAGCUCUGGGAUGGCGGCCUUACAUUUCACACCCUGUCGGUCGUGGUGGGCGGCGUUUGCGCGCUCUUCGCCUGCGGUGUGUCAAUAUUCUUGAUCAUGCAGCAUGCCCUCCACUACAGCAAACCGAUCGAACAACGACACAUUAUCCGCAUUCUGUUCAUGGUCCCCGUCUACUCCAUUGUCGCAUGGCUCAGCAUCUACUUUUAUCAUGAUUCUGUCUUCUUUGAAGUGAUGGGUGAUUGCUACGAGGCUUUCUGUAUCUCCGCCUUCUUCUCCCUCAUGUGCCACUACAUCGCUCCCGAUCUACACAGCCAGAAGGAUUAUUUCCGUGGGAUUCAGCCGAAGCCGUGGCUUUGGCCGUUGAAUUGGUUUGCUAAGUGCUGUGGUGGUGAUCGCGGCAUUUGGCGGAACCCGCGCAGUGGGUUGACUUGGUUCAAUAUUGUCUGGGCUGGUGUUUUCCAGUACUGCGUUAUUCGCGUGGCGAUGACGAUCGUCGCGGUUACUACGCAGGCUUUCGGCUUGUACUGCGAAGCAUCUCUUAGUCCUGCUUUCGCGCAUAUCUGGACUCUCGUCUUUGAAUCGAUCUCUGUCGCCAUUGCAAUGUAUUGCCUGAUUCAAUUCUACCACCAGACCAGCCAAGACAUCAAACAACACAGGCCGUUUGUGAAGAUCUUGUCGAUCAAGCUCGUCAUUUUCCUUUCGUUCUGGCAAUCCACACUUAUCAGUCUUCUCGUCUCCGGAGGCGCCAUAAAAGAAAGCAAGCAGAUUGCGCUUGCAGAUCUCAAAACUGGCCUUCCGGAACUAAUGAUCAACAUCGAAAUGGCCAUCUUCGGUACUCUACAUCUCUGGGCAUUCUCAUGGAAGCCCUACACCCUUAAUAGCCAAAGCGAAGUCACCGACUUCUACGGCAACGGCAAGUCUACCUACGAAGGCGGACGCUACGGUGGCAAAGCUCUAAUCGACGCCAUGAAUCCACUGGACCUCUUGAAGGCCAUUGGCCGCAGUGCACGCUGGCUAGUUGUCGGCCGCAAAACUCGCAUGCUAGACUCGAGCUACCAGCCUCAAGACCAGCCCCCACAGGCAGGCAGCGAACUCACAACCGGAACAGCAUACCAAGGCACCACAACGACAGUUACCGCAGGCCGAGGAGGCCGUUACACACCCGACGAAGAAGGCGCCGUGCUUCUCGCUCACGCACAGCCAAAUCCAGAGAUCGCCCUAAUGGGUAACUCGCCCUACGCCUCCGACUUUGACGAGCACGUCCAUGACUCCUCAGCCCGCUUCUACGGCCAAAGCUCGUCGCCAUACGAAGACUCUGCUCUCCGUACCCAUGAUCCUAUCCAGUCUGAUGGAGUGAUUCACCCCUACCCAUCCAACGGUCCGCUCCGUGAGCAGGUCCCCAUGCCCAUGCCAGACCCUUAUCAGCCUCCACCUCCCUACCCGGAUAACCGUCAUUUAUGA